UCCCUGGACAACGAGAAAGAAAAUCGCAAAACAAAUCAUCUCGUCAUUAAUCCGUGUCAUACAUUUCCGGUGUCAAUAACGCUCGUUUAUCCCAUCUAUUGCAAACUAGCGAGUCUUCAAAAUGCGCGAAGUGCUUUCGAUCCAUAUCGGCCAAGGCGGCGUGCAGAUGGGCAAUGCUUGCUGGGAGCUUUAUUGUUUGGAGCACGGCAUACAACCUGAUGGUAUGUUGCCACCGCAAACCUGCACAAGCGAUGAGGGCUUUCAGACUUUCUUCAGCGAAACAGGCGGUGGGAAAUACGUACCUAGGGCAGUUUUCCUCGAUCUUGAACCAACAGUAAUAGAUGAGGUACGCACGGGAACGUACCACCAGUUAUUCCAUCCCGAGCAAUUGAUCUCUGGCAAGGAAGACGCCGCAAACAAUUAUGCGCGUGGCCACUACACCCUAGGCAAAGAGAUCAUCGACCUUGUAUUAGAUAGAAUUCGCAAGAUAGCCGAUAUGUGUAGUGGUCUCCAGGGUUUCCUCAUCUUCCACGCGUUCGGCGGCGGCACUGGAUCUGGCUUUACUAGUCUGCUGAUGGACCGACUAUCUAUGGACUACGGCAAAAAGGCAAAAUUAGAAUUCGCCAUAUAUCCGUCGCCACAAAUUUCCACAGCAGUCGUUGAACCCUACAAUGCAAUCCUGACGACUCACACUACGCUGGAGAAUUCCGAUUGCGCAUUCCUCGUAGACAAUGAGGCAAUCUAUGAUAUUUGCAGGCGUAAUCUGGACAUCGAGCGACCAACUUACACAAAUCUGAACCGGCUGAUCGGUCAGAUUGUCUCCUCGAUCACGGCCUCUUUGAGGUUCGACGGUGCCCUCAAUAUCGAUCUCACCGAAUUUCAGACGAAUCUCGUGCCCUAUCCUAGGAUACAUUUUCCUCUGGUAACUUACGCGCCCAUCGUGUCCAUUGAGAAGGCUUAUCAUGAACAGCUUACCGUGAUGGAGCUCACCUCAGCCUGCUUCGAGCCAGCCAUGCAGAUGGUUAAAUGCGACCCGCGAAAGGGCAAGUACAUGGCCUGCUGUUUGCUGUACAGAGGUGACGUGGUGCCAAAGGAUGUCAAUGCGUCCAUCGCGACUAUCAAAACUAAGAGAACGAUACAGUUCGUCGACUGGUGUCCGACGGGUUUUAAGGUAGGCAUCAAUUAUCAACCACCAACUGUAGUACCGGGAGGUGAUCUGGCGAAGGUGCAAAGAGCUAUGGCUAUGUUGGCGAACACCACAGCGAUCGCAGAGGCGUGGGCCCGAUUGGACCGAAAAUUCGACCUUAUGUUCAGCAAACGAGCCUUCGUUCAUUGGUACAUCGGCGAAAACAUGGACGAGAGUGAAUUUAACGAAGCCAGAGAGGAUCUGGCCGCGUUAGAGAAAGAUUAUCAAGAAGUCGGCGCGGAUUCUCUGGAUGUCGGCGAAGAAGAAAUGUAACUACCUGUAAAAGACUCGCAGUGACAAUCGCAUGCAUUAAGAACGCAUGUACUUUUGUGGGAUAGAUGAAUGUUUUUUUUUUGUUCAG
Molecule: messenger RNA, 1547 nt
Organism: Acromyrmex echinatior (Panamanian leafcutter ant)
Lineage: Eukaryota; Metazoa; Arthropoda; Insecta; Hymenoptera; Formicidae
Product: tubulin alpha-1 chain
Biological process (GO): microtubule-based process
Cellular component (GO): microtubule
Molecular function (GO): structural constituent of cytoskeleton; GTP binding
Source: RefSeq, a predicted model, not a curated record